GAAUUGAGAUUGGUAGUUGGAGUCGCCGAUUUAAACGCUUGGGCCGGGAAUUGAAAUCCAAAAUCCAGUACGAGCUUGGCCCAUUGAUCGAUCUGUGCACGACGCGAAGCAACCAAGAAAGAGUGAGUAGCCUUGUCCGGCGAAUCCGACCCGUUUAUAUUGGGAAAAUCCAAAUCCACUCAUCUCAAAUCGAAAGUCUUUCUCCAUUGCUGAAUGAAACGUAACUAGUCAUUUCUAAAUCAAAAACUUUGGAGGAAGAGGCGAAAAUGGUGAGAGUGGCGACUUAUUUCGCGAUGUCAUUGGGAGCCUUUGUAUUUUGGCAAUCGAUGGAUAGAGUCCAUGUCUGGAUUGCUCUUCACCAAGAUGAGAAGAAAGAAAGACUUGAAAAGGAGAUGGAGAUCAAGAGGGUCCGGGAGGAGCUAUUGCAGCAAGCUAAAGUGAGGGAUCCUCUUGCAUGAGCUACUUAUUUGAUGAAAUUUCUGUUUCUCUGAAGUGCCUGUAGCUCUUUGAGCUUCUUUUUACAAAUUUUAGCUGAAAAUAACUGAGUCGGCAAAUUAAUUUGCUUAUGUCAGAAACAGUUCUUUUGCUUUUAUUCACUGAUUGGUAAAAAAUAAUUGAUGAUUGUUGUAUGAAAGUUGUUUUGAUGUUUAAGUCAUGAUCAUAAUUAUUGAUGGAGUUACAUACCAAGUAAUAUAAGUAUGCUUAAGGAGAUAUUGUUGUGAAA
Messenger RNA from Jatropha curcas, 724 nucleotides. RefSeq lists its product as uncharacterized. The record is from RefSeq and is a predicted model, not a curated record. Gene Ontology annotation, cellular component: respiratory chain complex I. NCBI's taxonomy places the organism in Eukaryota, Viridiplantae, Streptophyta, Magnoliopsida, Malpighiales, Euphorbiaceae.